Messenger RNA from Schistosoma mattheei, 574 nucleotides. The record is from the annotation of a GenBank genome assembly. Lineage: Eukaryota; Metazoa; Platyhelminthes; Trematoda; Strigeidida; Schistosomatidae.
GUCACCACUUUCUUAUAGUGGUAAAGAAGCACAUUUGUUUGGACGAUGUACCGAUCGGUCAUAUAGUUUCGGCGCGCUACUCUGCAUCGUGGUGAGAUCAGGAGUCGAUGUCUCGUAUCAAGGCCAAAAAGACAAGGAAGUUGCGUGGCCACGUAAGUCAUGGCCAUGGACGAGUAGGUAAACAUCGCAAGCAUCCGGGAGGACGGGGAAAUGCAGGUCUUGAACAUCAUCAUCGCAUUAACAUGGACAAGUACCAUCCAGGCUAUAUUGGUAAAGUUGGUAUGCGCCAUUAUCAUCUUAAAAGAAACCCCUACUACUGUCCAACAAUUAACCUGGAUAAAAUAUGGUCUUUAGUUUCGCAAGCGACGUACGAAAAGUAUAGAGACUCCACUGAUGGUAAAGCUCCUGUAAUAGAUUGUUUGCGCAAGGGUUAUUUCAAAGUCCUAGGCAAGGGAUAUCUUCCGAAGGUCCCAGUUAUUGUCAAAGCCCGGUUCUUCUCUCGGAAAGCAGAAGAAAAAAUCAAAGCAAUUGGGGGAGCUUGUAUAUUAACUGCAUAAAUAUAAUUUAGCAUUGG